Molecule: messenger RNA, 1134 nt
Organism: Vigna unguiculata (cowpea)
Lineage: Eukaryota; Viridiplantae; Streptophyta; Magnoliopsida; Fabales; Fabaceae
Product: cell number regulator 6-like
Source: RefSeq, a predicted model, not a curated record
ACAGAGGAAGGUUGACUAGAGUGAGCAGCGUUCCAACGCUGUUUCCUUUCUUUUCUUCUUCCAAGUCCUAGACGAGAUCUAGAACCUCGUUGUUGUGUUGCUCCGAAAUUCUUCAGAUCUUGUCCGUUUUCUGGCUCUGCUAUAUCGGCGUCUAAACUGCGUCGUUUGGCGGUGAUAAUCGUGGAAUUGGGGAAAUGGAAGAACGGAAGCAAUCUCGUUAUGUGAAAUUGACCAAAGAUCAGACACCUCUCGAAGAAAUUACCCCUGGCGAACUCAAUCAGCCAAUUCAGGUUCCUCAGUUGGAUGUUCGCAAGUGCCCUGAAUGUAGACAGCCGCUACCUGAAAGUUAUGCACCUCCUGCAGAUGAACCUUGGAUGACUGGGAUCUUUGGAUGUGCUGAAGACAGAGAAAGCUGCUUGACUGGACUGUUUUGUCCUUGUGUAUUAUUUGGGCGCAAUGUAGAAAGAUUGAAGGAAGACACUCCUUGGACUGGGCCGUGCAUUUGUCAUGCCAUUUUUAUUGAAGGUGGCAUUUCUCUGGCAAUAGCAACUGCAGCUGCAACUUCCUUCUUUCCUGCUGUUGACCCAGGGACUGUAUGUCUCAUUGUUGAGGGUUUAUUUUUUACAUGGUGGAUGUGUGGCAUUCACACUGGUCAAGUGCGGCAAUCCUUACAGAAGAAAUAUCACUUGAAGAAUUCACCGUGUAAUGCAUGUUGUGUGCAUUGCUGCCUCCACUGGUGUGCCUUGUGUCAAGAACACAGGGAGAUGAAUGGAAGGCUCUCAGACAACAUGUUUUCAGAAAUGACCGUUGUAAACCCUCCUCCCGUUCAAGUGAUGACGAGAUCUACAGAUGAGAAGGAAACUGCUGAAACAUCUUCACCCAACAACAGCGACCACACUGAUUUGGAGAUACAGGCUGUAUAAGGCAUAGCAUUGUUAAUAUCAUGAGGUUGAGGAUACCAUGCGUUCUUAAUAGAGAUUUUUUUUUUUCUUUUGACCUUUUACUGGAGUUCUUUCUUCCUGCUUCAUUGGACGAUUCACAUGUAGGUUUAUCACAUAAACACAACUUUUUUCGGCUUUAUACAGCCUAAUUAUACCGAAUCCUUAGUUAUAGAUUUCUUUUCCAGCCUAAUUA